AUGCACUCCUCAGGUUUCGCCGGUGCGCCUGUGUCCCGCAGCCUCGUCCUGGGAAUCAUAGCCGCGUCCAUCUUGGUCUCCGUCACUGAUAUCAAAUACUACUUUUGGAUCCAAGUCGAUCCGCACUUCUGGAAGUAUGGUCAGCUCUGGCGCGCAUUUAUAUAUCAGCUCUGCUACACCAACUCGAGCGAGGUUCUCAUGGCCGCCAUGACGCUGUAUAGUCUUCGGGGCAUCGAACGGCUCUGGGGUUCGCGCAAAUUCGCCUCCUUUCUCCUCGUCCUCUUUCCUCUAACGGCGCUCCUGCCCCCAAUCAUACUCGCCCUGGUCAUCCGGCCCCUCUCAUUCAACAGAAUCAACUACCUCCCCGCGGGCCUCACUCCUCUUAUAUAUGCCCUCCUUGCGCAAUACUAUGCAGCCAUCCCUCACACAUACAAGUACCGCAUCGCUACGUCGCCUGCCCCGCCCGCCAAUGCGCCAUUUGUUGGCCUUACCUUCUCGGACAAGUCCUAUACCUAUUUAUUAGUAGGCCAACUUGCUCUGGCUCAGUUUCCGGGGUCAUUACUCGGAGCUGCGAUUGGGUGGGCGGUGGGAUAUCUCUGGCGGAAUGAAGUCUUGCCUAGAGUGAUGGUUUCCUGGCGCAUUCCAGGGUGGAUGGUUGGAAUUGCACCACAAAAGCGCGGCGAGGGGUUUGAGGGGCUCAGGAGGAGGCUCGAAGAGGAGAAUACAAAUGCUGCCGCAGCCACAGGCUCAGAUGGCCGUCAGGGAGGGAACGUGGCUCCGCGAAGGACGCUGGGAAGGCAGUUAGUUGACCAGUUUAGAGGCGCGUUCUAG
Molecule: messenger RNA, 831 nt
Organism: Pseudogymnoascus destructans
Lineage: Eukaryota; Fungi; Ascomycota; Leotiomycetes; Thelebolales; Thelebolaceae
Exons: 2
Coding region: 1-831 (276 amino acids)
Cellular component (GO): membrane
Molecular function (GO): serine-type endopeptidase activity
Source: RefSeq, a predicted model, not a curated record